GAGACCACGUUGCGCGUGGUAUCGUCCGCGAUUCCCAGAAGGCUCUAUUCCAUGAUAGAGAUCGACCAGGAGCUUGAGGCGCUCGCUAGCCAGCCGCUUGGGGUCCUGGCCGAGAGCCUGGAGUUCACGGGGCCGGAGGUUCAGCGGGCCAAGGAGCCAUGGCAGGUACCGUUCUACCCUCCGGACCUCAAGGGGGUGCUGGACGAGGAUGGCAACGACUACCUGGACCGGCUGGGCAAGGACGUCGACGAACUGAAGAAGACGCGCGAGGAGCGGAGGACGACGAAGCAGCCGAUAUGCCAGAAGAAGAAUUUGCUCUCCCAUGAUCUACACGGCCUGCUGGACAGGGAGCCCCAACAGAGCGUCGUGGAAGGCGGGAAGGCGGCGGGGCACAGCCUGAAGGCGAUGGCCAGCCUGAAGGAGGCCCUGCUGCAGAAGCUGGACGCCGAGCGGGAGCAGAUGGACGCAGCGUGGGUGACGCUGAAAACGGAGUUCGGCCUCCAGUACAGCACCGUGCCCCCGCGGGCCCUGCUGUCGGCGCUCUUCUCCGACAGGUGCACCCAGGACCUGAAGCGGCUCACCAAGAGCGACAAGAAGGCAGCGAGCCUCGCCGCCUGCAUGGGCCUCCUCAUGGCGCGCACGUGUCGCAUCGCGCAGCUGGAGAUGUGCGUCACCCUGACCCAGGGCCUGCACGUGUCCUUCAGCGACUGGCUGGUUCGCGCGCUCCUCUUGGCGCACGCUCAGAACACGUGCAACUCUGCAGUCACAGAGGUGCUGCACACGUCGAAGGAGGGCAAGCAGCUGAUUGCGCUGGUGGACAGCAGGCUCGAAGGAGAGGAGAAGACUGACCCUAACGGUGAGAAGGGCGAGCUCGCAGCAGUGCUGAACGACUUGCUCCGCGCUGCAAGCAACAUCUUCAACAUGAUGCAGGUGAAACGCUGGCACGGCCCUGAGAACAGCGAUGGUACCGGAUGCUUUGAGUGCGAUAUCCGUUGCUUGCUCGUUGAGUUUUGCACUGGCUUUCUACUACGCCAGCGCCAGUACUGCAUAUCCAGAGACCUGGCUGAGUGCGCCAAAAAGACCCAAUCCGUUGUGCAGCAGAUGAUCAUGGGCGCAGGGAAGUCGACAGUCAUCGGCCCGCUGCUUGCGCUCAUGCUCGCCAACGGGGAGACACUCGUGAUGGUCAUCUGCCCCGAGGCGCUGCUGGCGAUGUCGCGGGACUGCUUGACGGCCAUCCUCGGCUCCGUGCUUGGCAGGCGCGUGUACCAGUUCUACUGGCUGAGGCAGAUCCUCUCUGACGGCAACAUCGCCGAAGUGGAGUCCAAGGUGAUCGGCAUCCGCCGCAAGAUGGAGCGCGCUGCGCACGACCAGGGCUGCUUCAUCACCACGCCUGGGUACGUGAAGACCUUCUUCCUGCAGUACGUCCACGCGAUGGUGGACGCGGCGAAGGUGGACCAGGCGCUCACGCUGCCGGCGGCGGAGCUGAAGAAGCAGCGGUGGGGCAACAUCGGCCAAGUGCUGGACUGGUACCGCACGCGCGAACGCAUCGCCGACGAGAUGGCGCGCGUCCUGCAGUUCUGGAGGGACAGGUGCACCGUUGUGAUCGACGAGGUAGACCUGGUGCUGCACCCGCUGAAGAGCGAGCUGAACUUCCCCAUCGGCUCCAUGGAGCCUCUUCAGCCCACCCCCGAGCGCUACACCAUGCCCGUCUUCUUGUUGGAGGCGCCCAUCUGCGCCGCAUCCGAGAAGACGCCAGCCGAGGCCCUGAAGCACGGGCCAGAGGCGAAGGAGGCCUUUGACGAGGUGAAGGAGGCCAUCGGGCGGGGCAUCGCGGAGUUCUCCGUGCAGCGCAAACCUCUGGUCAUCAUGUCUAAAGACUGGUACCACCAGGAGCUGAAAGGGCCCAUGGGCAAGUGGGCCCUGGUGUUCUUGCAGCAGUGCCUACGGAGCGAGUGGCAGACCCUGGUGGGGAACUCAGAGAAGGCCGACAUCGAGAAGCUCCUCUCCGGCGAGGCCGCCGCCGCGGGGCCCCUGCCGCGCAUGACGCUCGCCUCCGCCGCGACCCGCGGCACCCAGCGGCUCUCCCUGUCGGCAGGACUGCUGCCGCUGGAGCCGCUGAAGGAAGAUCAGGAGGAUAGCGCCGAGAGCAUCAACGAAAGGGAGAAGGAGAGGCAGAUGCGGGCGCAGAGCCUUUGGGCGAAGUGGUGGGGCGCGCAUCGGGGCGUCGUCCUGCACUACAUCGGCGCGGCGGGCUCCGCCAAGGACCAGAGUGAUGCUUGCGAGUUGGUGAAGAGGUGGGGGUUGUCCGAGCACAAGGUGCAGGUCCUGAACAAGUGCAGGGAGUGGAUCCGGGCGUUGCUGGUCCACUGCCUCAGCAAGCGCAGCCGGAUCGAUUACGGGCUCCUGAUCCCCAUCGGUGCGCCGACCGCCCAGGUGCUGAGGACACCGCAGGCCUCGAGGCAGUUGAUGGCCGUGCCGUUCGUCGGCAAGGACGUCCCGUCGAAGGCCGCGGAGUUCGCGUCCCCAGACGUCGCGAUCGGCCUCACCUACCUGGCGUACGAGUACGAGGGCCUGCGUCGGUUUAUGUUCUACAUCCUGGUGUACAUACUGAAGGACUCGAUGAACAAGGAGACCGGGCCCUUCGACAUGAGGCCGUCCUGGACGCUGUUCGACGAGUGGGUCGUGCAGGCCAAGGUCAAGAGGCCCGCGGCGGAGGUCCUGCCGCUGGACCUCUUCGCCCCCGGCGACGAGGACCAGCUCGAUCAGCUGCAGGAGCUGAUGCAGGAUGAGCCCGCCGUCCGCUCCCACUUCCUGCUGAGGCACGUGUUCCAGAAGCUGUGCUACAUUGGCGAGAACGGCGCCGUGAAGCAGAUCGCCGGCACGGAGGCGAUGAUGACGCGACUGUCCAGCAGCUCGAUGGACCUGGGAGGGGAGAUGAUCUUCAAUGUGCGGAUCGGCUUCACGGGUACUCCCAACGAGGUGCUCCCGCAGGCCUUCGCGAUCGACGGCAAGCGGUGCAAGUACGAGCUCAUGAGCGAUGCGGAGAUCGUGUGCACGCUCACGUCAAAAGAGUGCGUCGAGGUUCAGGUCGUGGGGCCAGGACAUCCGGCACGCGAGAUGGGCGAGGGGAAGCACGUGGUUUGGAGCGUUGACUCUCUAUUGGGAUACAUCGCCACGCAGGCAUUGGCUCAGAAAUGGACCGCUCUGAUCGACACCGGUGCACUCAUCACGGGCCAGGACAACCUGGGCGUCGCAAAAAUUCUCAUGGAGCGUGGGCUCAGAGAGAGCGGUUUCAAGGGCGUCGUGUACCUUGACACCGAGAAUGAGAAGCGCCUCUUUAUGGCCGAUGGUCGUGAGGGGGUGCCUUUCGCCACAUGUGGACUGAAGCCUGGCGAGAGGUUCACCUUCUUCGACCAGGUUCACUGCACCGGCAUGGACAUCCCUCAGGUGCCCAACGCCAUCGGUGUUGCCACGCUUGGAAAGGGCAUGACCCUCAGGGACCACGCCCAGGCUGCCUGGCGCAUGCGCAAGUUCGGGGAGGGGCAGAAGAUCGUCCUGCUGGUGAUCCCCGAGGUCAUGAAGCAGGUCGACAACCUCAAGAGGAGGCAGGAGCCGAACGCUCCUGCGGAGGACGAGCGCGGGACGGACGACGGCGGCUCGGUGCCAAAGGUGCUGGACCAGCAGACCCUGCUGAACGACAUCAUGGCCUGGGAGGCCCUCUCCCUGCAGCAGCUCCGGGACUGCUGGCGCCGGGGCGCGAUGGCUGACAUGCUCAGGUCGAGGCAGCCGCCAAAGUACCAAGCGGGCGACAAGGUCAAGGUGCAGGGGUAG
Molecule: messenger RNA, 3831 nt
Organism: Prorocentrum cordatum
Lineage: Eukaryota; Dinophyceae; Prorocentrales; Prorocentraceae
Source: the annotation of a GenBank genome assembly